This is a messenger RNA of Bemisia tabaci, 2008 nucleotides long. RefSeq names its product apyrase. Gene Ontology annotation, biological process: nucleotide catabolic process. NCBI's taxonomy places the organism in Eukaryota, Metazoa, Arthropoda, Insecta, Hemiptera, Aleyrodidae. Gene Ontology annotation, molecular function: hydrolase activity. The record is from RefSeq and is a predicted model, not a curated record.
UACUUGUCAAUCGAAGGGUCAUUCGCAGUUCAGAUGACAUGACGUUAUGUCGGAAUCAUCAUAGCUGGCUAGAUGCUGGUUUUCUAGCUAGCCUUUAACGUGGAAAUAGUUCCCAGGCUCAAUGAAUUUAAAUUUCUAUAAAUCAGUCUAAAAUAAUGUGCCGCGAUUGGGUGUUUCAAACAUUUUGGAGUGCUUAGUGUUUUUUGGGUAUUAAUUUAAGUGCAAAUUCGAUUAAAGAAAGUGAAACUUUAAACCGUCCUCUUUUUAAAGUUUGGAGCCGUAGCCUGUAGAACAAUUAUAAUGAUGCCCCUAAAACUUGUGUUGAGUGUAGUGCUUUUGGUGUCCAUCAAAAGCAUAUUCGCAGCUGAGUUGAGUUUAAUUCAUUUUAAUGAUUUUCAUUCUAGAUUCGAUACAGUCGACCCACAAAAUAAAGGUGGCAGAUGCACAAAGGAUAUUCAAGACACCUGUGUAGGAGGGUUUGCCCGGAUGCACGCAAAAAUAAAGGAAUUGAAGCAGUCUGAUCCGAGUGCUCUAGUCGUCAAUGCGGGAGACGUAUUCACAGGAACCCUGUGGUUUGGUCUUUUCCGGUGGAAUGUUACUGCAGAAUUUAUGAACUUGCUACCAGUUGAUGUGCAGACGAUAGGGAACCAUGAGUUCGAUGUAGCCGGACCACAGGCAGCGGCCAGUUAUUUGACGAUGCUAACUAAUGUGAAGACGGUGAUUUCGAAUGUUGAUGCUUCAAAUGAACCCGAACUGGAACCUUUCAUCCAAAUCUCUCACAUCGUCACCAGAUAUGGUUUGAAAAUUGGUAUCGUCGGAUACGUCACCACCGACUAUCCGAAUUUGCAAAAUACGGGGAAUUUGGUGUUCCACGAUGAGGCAUACGCGACGAACCAGGUGAUUAAAGACUUGCGAGAAAUCGAUAAAGUCGAUGUGGUGGUGGCUAUAGCACACGCAGGUUACGCGAAAGAUUUGUACAUUGCAAAAACUCUUGAUGCUGAUAUCAUUGUUGGCGCCCACUCACACACUUUCUUGUACACAGGAACGCCUCCCCCGAAUUACGACAAACCUGAGGGGCAGUAUCCAACCAUCGUGACGCAAGCAAAUGGACGCAAAGUUUUAAUAGUUCAAGCAGGCGCUUUCUCAAAGUACAUCGGGUACUUAAAAGUUAAAUUUGACCAAAAAGGAGGCAGAUACUCGGUCACAUCAUGGGAGGGUAAUCCUAUUUUAUUGGACAAAACAGUGCGAACAGAUCCCGCAAUCGAGGCCAAACUCCAACCGUGGCGAAAUGAGGUGGAAGCAUACGGGAUGCAGAAAAUUGGCGAGACUCUGGUGCCUUUAGAUGAAGCAGGCGGUGUUUGUGAUCGUCAAGAAUGUCUCUCAGGCAGGAUGAUCACAGAUGCUAUGGUGUUUGAGUACUCGAAGCAGAGAGAGGGCCGAAGUUGGACCAGAGCAGCUGUUGGUGUGCUCCACGCCGAUGGUUUUCGUCCGGCAAUAAAGCAAGGAGUUAUAACAUAUGCCGACGUCUACGAGGCAUUUCCUUACAAUGAUCAUUUUGGAAUGGUGGAAUUGAAUGGGCAGCAUGUUCAAGAAUUCCUCGAGCGCUCUGUGGAGAAGGACAAUUCGCCGUUUUUGCAAAUGUCAGGUAUAAAGGUGAAAUUUGAUUUGACUAAGCCACCAGGACAGAGAGUUUCAGAAGUUUACGUUCGGUGUGCGACUUGUCCCAUACCAAGGUACGAGCCUCUAAUUAUCCACAAAUACUAUCGCAUCAUCAUGAGUGAAUGGAUGUACAAUGGUGGAAGUGGAUUCGAUCAGAUUAAGAAGCGUGCCAGAUUCUGGGCUCCAGGAAGGAAGGAUCUAGAGAUUGUUCUGGAUUACUUACAGAAUUACAGUCCUUUAAUCCUGGAAUUGGAUGAAAACUUAUCAAUCAAACUGCCCGUGGAAGCUAAUACGAACACCUCAGUAUAUGUGAAUACAGCACACAAAUAAAACCCUUAGAUAUAUUUAA